Messenger RNA from Nomia melanderi (Alkali bee), 2688 nucleotides. It is a transcript of the gene Snx17, whose product is annotated as sorting nexin 17. Gene Ontology annotation, biological process: endocytic recycling; intracellular protein transport. The record is from RefSeq and is a predicted model, not a curated record. Gene Ontology annotation, cellular component: early endosome. Lineage: Eukaryota; Metazoa; Arthropoda; Insecta; Hymenoptera; Halictidae. Gene Ontology annotation, molecular function: phosphatidylinositol binding.
ACGUAAAUCGAUAUAUCGUUCGAGAGUAACCGGAAGUAGCGAGAGUAUGUUUUAGAAUAAAAUUGUUCAUAAACAUAUUGUAACAUUUAUUAUUAUUAAAAACACUGAAUAAUACAUGAAAUAUGCAUAUACAUAUUUCGCAUUGUGUGUUCGUAUUGUACAGAUGUAGUGCAUUAUAAAAAAUAUAAUUUAAACUUUACAAUAGUCUCUUUGACGGUUUAGUAAUUUCGAGGAAUUUUCGUGUAGGAAAAAAGAAUAAAAUAUGCGUAGUAACUAAAUAAAACGUUAAACACAUUUAAUCUGAGUAUCUGAUCUAGUAUUAUUCGAUAUUCAAAAAUACCAUCUGUUAAUUUGGGCGCCGUGGCGCUUAUAAUAUUAUAAAACGAAACUUUGCCAAUGGGAGAAAAUUAAAUCAGUUUGAAAGCCAAAAAAGGAUUAAAUUAUGAACCAAAUUUAAAAGAAUACAUGUCGAGUGACUAUAUAUUUACAUCUUUUAACUAUGAGGUCUGAAUCGUCAAGAUCCACGUAUAAUUCUCUAAAAGAUUCCAUUUUUAAAAAGUUGUAUUCUUUAACGUAGAUACGUUAUACUGAUGUAAGCAUUAAAAAAUAUGUCAGCAUUAAUCAUUCGAAAUAUAGUUGCUGAGUGGGUGUAAAACGUAUACGCCUACCUUCGAAGAAAAAUGACGCUGCGGUAGUCUAGUCCACGUAAGUAUUUUGCAAAAUUCAGCAACGCUGGCGAAAAGUUGAUGAUGGAGCAACUUUCUUGGAAUUGUGUACACAGAUGUUUGUAAAUACAAUUAUUUUUUAACUACAAAACAUGCCAAGAUCUUUGCAUGAAUAUUCUUAUACAUUUUGGGCUAUAUUCAUAAACAUGUUAUCUUUUGUAUUUACCUAUACAUACCAGAUCAGUUAAUUACAAUUUAUUAUACAGCAAUUGUAUUGUGACAGUGUACAUAUAAUGUUUUCUUUUAAUUACCAAAAAGUUAUAAAAUAUUGAUGCAUUAUCUUUCAAAAAUGCAUUUUUCUAUACCAGAUACUGAAGAGUUUAUUGAUACAGCUGGUAAUACGUAUGUGGGAUAUAAUAUUCAUAUAAAUGGAUUAUUUCAUUGUACAGUCAGGUACAAACAAUUACAUAAUUUUCAUGAACAAUUGACUAAAGAUUUGGACAUAUCUUUACCAUCAUUCCCACCAAAAAAAUUUUUUCCUUUAACGGCAAAUCAGCAAGAGGAACGUCGUUUGUCUUUAGAAAAGUACAUUCAGUCAAUUGGACAGAAUGAGAUUAUCAAUAACUCAGGAAUGUUAAAUGCAUUCUUAUUAAAUGCUCAACAAGAAACUAUAGGUGCAUUAGUCAAUGAUGAGAGUAUGGAUAUUUUCCUAAUGAAUGGAUGUAAAAUUAUAAUAAAUGUAUCUGCAGGUGAUCAUAGUGGAAUUGUCUUGAAGAAAGUCUAUGAACAUCUUAAACUGCCAGAACAAUAUUAUUUCUACUUUGCAUUGUUUAUUGUUGCUCAGGAUGAAAACAAUAUUGUUUAUUUAUUACGCAAGUUACAGAAUUUUGAAUCUCCAUUUAUUACAAAUAAUCAUAUGCAUGAUAUAGAUAGUAAAGUUGUACUUGGGAAAAAUUACUGGGAUCUAGCAUAUGAUCUUGAAUUAAUGAACAAUGCAGUAGCUAUGAACUUAUUAUAUAUUCAAGCUGUGGCAGAAUUUCAAAGAGGAUGGAUUAUAGCCAAAGAUGAAUUAAAUAAUCAUUUGAUUACUUUACAAAAUCAGGGAAAGAAAAAGGAAUAUUUGGAUGUAGUGCGUACUUUAAAGUAUUAUGGCUACAUUCAGUUUGCCCCAUGCUUUUGUGAUUACCCUAAGUCAGAUUCAAAAGUAUUAGUUGCUAUAGGUAGGAAUGAAUUAAAUUUGCGAAUAUUAUCAGAUGAAGAAACAUAUAGAGAAGAAGUCUUUAAAGUUUCUAAAAUGCGUUGUUGGCGAAUAACUACUGUACAAAAUGGAUUUGAGAGAUCUGAUGACACCGAUGAUUUUAGUUUGGAAUUAUCUUUUGAAUACUUAAUAGCUAAAAAUCAAUUACAAUGGAUUACCAUUACUUCAGGACAAGCUAUUUUAAUGUCUGUAUGUUUACAAGCUAUGAUUGAUGAAUUACUAUUAAAACAUGCUGGUGGAAGUCGUACUCAGGAAGUAUCUGGAAAAUCAUGGACUUACACUAUGAGAGAUGGCCAAACUAUUGUGAUGGGAUCGAGUUCCGGUGAACAGAUUGAAGAAAAUAGAAAGGGUCAAUGCGUGAAACUGUCUUCUAAAUCAGAACCAAUUAUGAAGAAGCUAGCUGACAGAUUGUCAGCAGUAAGAAUAAAAAGAUCUGUGGAUGUUGAAGGUAAUACGAAUAAUAAAAUUAAAAAGAAAUAUAUAUCAGAGUGUGAUAUGGAAAACAAUGCAUUUCACAUGAUUGGUGAUGACGACUUAUAAACACGAUAUGCCUUAUGUAUAUAUAGCUCUUUAAAACUACUAAACUUCUCAGAAAAUCUUUUUAUAUUUUUGAUAAAGCGUAACCAUAAAUUUGUAAAAUUCUCACGGUAUCGGAAGAAAGGUAAAUUUUUUACUUAUGUAACAAUGCUGUAACGAUUACAUUUACUAUUUUAAUAUUUUGUUAUUAAUUUAUUAAAAAGGAAAUAAUAUAAAUGGUUAAUUAAG